Messenger RNA from Cornus florida, 1014 nucleotides. RefSeq lists its product as uncharacterized. The transcript is spliced from 3 exons. Lineage: Eukaryota; Viridiplantae; Streptophyta; Magnoliopsida; Cornales; Cornaceae. The coding region runs from base 1 to 1014 and encodes 337 amino acids. The record is from RefSeq and is a predicted model, not a curated record.
AUGCUAGACAGAGGACAAUUAGCUAAUUUACUUGCCCAAGAGUAUGGCCUGGAACUUAGAGGUGCCGACCAACCAAUUUAUAGAACUCUAUAUCCAGAAGUGAUAAAUCAAGUUGAGUUCCCUAAAGGCUAUAAAGUCCCUGAUUUUGUAACCUUUAGUGGAGAAGGUAAUCAAUCGACCGUGGAACACAUUGGCCGCUUCACAGUUCAAUGUGGAGAGGCCAAUAUGGAGAAGUUAUUUCUUAAUCAAUUUUACCGUACUGAGAUAGAACCAACUUUGGCCGAUUUUUCCAGGUUGAGCCAAUUACCUUUUGAAUCGGCCAAGACAUUCAUUGCAAGAUUCAGGAGGGCAAGGUUAAGAUGCCAUGUACCUCUUCCAGAACAGGAGUACAUCCGUUUAGCCUUGAACGACCUUGAUUUUGAACUCCGGAAGAGGUUUGAAGGAGUCACAUUCUGUGAUGUGUACGACCUGGCCGAGAAAGCUACCAGGUAUGAGUUGGUCCUUAAGAAGGAAAAGGAACGAAAAAAUUCCUCUAAAGAUACGUACUAUAGGAAUCCCAAUUAUGAAGUUUUUUUAAUCAAUUUGGUUGACGAAGAAGAUCUUGAUGCUAAUCUUGCUAAAAUUAUUAUUAAGAAGCCUUAUGUAUAUGAGGCUUUGACAAAACCAAAGGCAUCCACCAGUGCUGACAAACAAAUUAUUUUGCCAAAAGGACACAAUAUACCAUCAGACACUGAAUCCAAAGGAAAAGAGUUUUACAAAUUUCAUAAUUCAUGGAAUCAUACUACUAACAAUUGUUAUGUAUUUAGAAAUGUAUUGCAGAAAGCAAUCGAUGAAGGUGUAUUAAAAUUUCCUGAAAAGAAGCCAGACGUGAUGGGGGUCGAUGAUGAUCCAUUCCUUAAUAUUGUAAAUACUAAUGUGAUCAGCCUGUCACUUGAAAAAGCCGCUGAUAAUGGUAAACAAGAAAGAUCACUAAAAAUUCUUGAUAGUUCAUCAUCAGCCAGCAACGAUGAGUAA